UCCUGCUCCGCGCUGCCACCUGCGGCUCCAGGUGCGCGCCGCCCAGUCCGGACGGGGCGUAGAGCGGCGGAGCCGGGCUCGGCCCUCGGGGCGGGCUAAAAGUUGGAGCAAGCAGGAAGUCGGCCGAGCGCAGCCGGGACCAGAGUCCCCGGGCCAGUUCCUCGCUGCUGCUGCUGCUGCGGCGCUCCCAGCUGUUGUCGGGCCCCGGCGGGACGCGCGCCGAGAUGGAGGAAGCCAGUGGCGGAGGGGGCAGCGACCGGGUGAGGAGCCUCCAGAAUGAGGUGGAAGGGGUGAAGAACAUCAUGACCCAAAACGUGGAGCGCAUCCUGGCUCGGGGAGAAAACCUGGACCAUCUUCGGAACAAGACGGAAGACCUGGAGGCCACGUCAGAACACUUCAAGACCACAUCCCAGAAGGUGGCUCGGAAAUUCUGGUGGAAAAAUGUGAAAAUGAUCAUUCUCAUCUGCGUGAUCGUGGGCGUCAUCCUCCUUCUGAUCAUCCUCUUUGCCACUGGCGUGAUCUAGAGGCUCUCCUUCCGUCUCCCUCCUCUGCAGCACCGAUAUCUGCCCCCUCCUCCUCUGUGCUGUCUGGGGAAGCCUCCUUUCCUCCUCUGUCCCUCCCCUAAGUGGAAUGCUGCCCGGCCACCCCAUGGGCCCUUAUCUGUGGGCCUCUGUCCCGCUCAGCCCGCGCCCUGUACCAGGUGUGGGGGGGAGGAAAGGCGAGGGCGGGCCCGCCCGGUCCGAUGCACUAGACUGUGGCUGAGUUUCAGGGGGCUCUGCCUGGGCCUGUGUCCCUUGGAAUGCUGCUGGUGACCUGUGGGUAAUAAAGACCUUCCAGUGUCCA
Molecule: messenger RNA, 843 nt
Organism: Sarcophilus harrisii (Tasmanian devil)
Lineage: Eukaryota; Metazoa; Chordata; Mammalia; Dasyuromorphia; Dasyuridae
Gene: VAMP8
Product: vesicle associated membrane protein 8
Exons: 3
Coding region: 225-524 (99 amino acids)
Biological process (GO): vesicle fusion; vesicle-mediated transport; SNARE complex assembly
Cellular component (GO): plasma membrane; SNARE complex
Molecular function (GO): SNAP receptor activity; syntaxin binding
Source: RefSeq, a predicted model, not a curated record